Molecule: messenger RNA, 1807 nt
Organism: Calliphora vicina (urban bluebottle blowfly)
Lineage: Eukaryota; Metazoa; Arthropoda; Insecta; Diptera; Calliphoridae
Gene: Smox
Product: Smad on X
Exons: 1
Coding region: 148-1629 (493 amino acids)
Biological process (GO): transforming growth factor beta receptor signaling pathway; SMAD protein signal transduction; anatomical structure morphogenesis
Cellular component (GO): heteromeric SMAD protein complex
Molecular function (GO): RNA polymerase II cis-regulatory region sequence-specific DNA binding; I-SMAD binding; DNA-binding transcription factor activity, RNA polymerase II-specific
Source: RefSeq, a predicted model, not a curated record
AAAAACUCUAAUAAUUCUACCAAUUCUACAAAUAAACACCAACACAGCCAAAUUAAGCAAAGCGGUACCAGACCAACCACCAAAACAACAACAACAAACCCAUCAAUUUACUUUUAAAAUUUUCUAAAAGGGGGCGGGCCACGUGAAAUGUUGCCAUUUACACCACAAGUCGUUAAACGUUUAUUGGCAUUAAAAAAGUGUAACGAAGACAGUGUUGAAGGCAAGUGGUCGGAGAAGGCCGUCAAGAAUUUAGCUAAGAAAAUCAAAAAGAAUUCAUCAUUGGAAGAAUUAGAACGGGCUAUAUCCACACAGAAUCCCAAUACCCGGUGUGUAACGGUGCCGCGCAGCAAACCCACUGCAUCGGGUGAAAACCUACGCAAGGGUUUGCCGCAUGUCAUCUAUUGCCGUUUGUGGCGUUGGCCCGAUUUGCAGUCGCAAAACGAACUAAAGGCAUUGGAUCACUGUGAAUAUGCUUUUCAUAUGCGCAAAGAUGAGAUUUGCAUAAAUCCCUAUCAUUACAAGAAAUUGGAAUUGUCGAUAUUGGUGCCGAAAUCAUUGCCCACACCGCCGGACAGUAUAGUCGACUAUCCGUUGGAUAAUCAUACACAUCAGAUACCAAAUAAUACCGAAUAUAAUGCGGCCACCAUACGCAGUGCUUCAUUGAGUCCACCGCAGUAUAUGGAAAUUGGUGGUGGCAGUGGCAGUCAAUUACAGCAGCAGCAACAACAAUAUCAACAACAUUCACCCUCUUCAUUCUUUAGUGGUAAUAACAUGAGUGCUAACGCUCCCCAGCAGCAGCAGCAACAACAACAACAGCAGCAGCAACAAAUGACCACAAAUAAUCUACCACCCGGAGCCUGCAAUAUGGACUCCCAAUCAAGUGUUCUCAGUGUGGGAAGCAAUAGCAUGCCCAAUACUGGCACCCCACCACCCGGCUACAUGAGCGAAGAUGGCGAUCCGGUGGAUCCCAAUGACAACAUGAACAUGUCUCGCCUGACACCGCCUACCGACUCAGCGCCCGUUAUGUAUCAUGAACCAGCCUUUUGGUGUUCCAUAUCUUAUUACGAGCUAAAUACCCGGGUGGGUGAAACUUUUCAUGCCUCCCAGCCCUCCAUAACGGUUGACGGUUUCACCGAUCCCUCCAACUCGGAGCGAUUCUGCUUGGGUCUACUCUCCAAUGUCAAUCGCAACGAUGUGGUCGAACAGACACGACGUCACAUUGGCAAGGGCGUGCGCCUCUACUAUAUAGGCGGCGAGGUGUUUGCCGAAUGUCUUAGCGACUCCUCCAUCUUUGUGCAAUCGCCCAAUUGCAAUCAACGCUACGGCUGGCAUCCGGCCACCGUGUGUAAAAUACCGCCCGGUUGUAAUUUGAAAAUCUUUAACAAUCAGGAAUUUGCCGCUCUGCUCUCACAAUCGGUUUCACAAGGUUUCGAGGCCGUCUAUCAGUUGACGCGCAUGUGCACCAUACGCAUGUCGUUUGUCAAGGGCUGGGGUGCGGAAUAUCGCCGCCAAACGGUCACCUCAACACCCUGCUGGAUUGAAUUGCAUUUGAAUGGUCCUUUACAAUGGUUGGAUCGUGUUCUCACACAAAUGGGUUCUCCACGUUUGCCCUGUAGUUCCAUGUCUUAAAAAAAAAAUGUGGGCUACUUCUACAAACAAAAGAAUUGAAAGAAAACUCUUAAAAGAUAAUAGAGAUUUUUCUUCAUUUUGUUUAAUAUAGUUUAAGCCUAACUAAGUAAAUUAGUUUUCUUUUCGAGUUUUAAGUGUGUUGUUCUUUAUUUUAUUUUAAUUUAAUUUUUUUUUUCAA